Molecule: messenger RNA, 10694 nt
Organism: Xyrichtys novacula (pearly razorfish)
Lineage: Eukaryota; Metazoa; Chordata; Actinopteri; Labriformes; Labridae
Source: the annotation of a GenBank genome assembly
AGGAGCUGCUGCCCCGUCCCUUCCGUACAUUCACACAGUCUGAUUUAGCGCACACACAGCGGAACACGGUAAGUAUCUACAGCAGCUUUCCCUUGUGUAAAAACUAGAAAUUAAACGGCUAAUAAUCCAGUUUGUGGCUCCAUUACUUUCAUAACGAGUCUCUGAACGCGUCCUUGUCUCCAACGAGGCACUAAAAUGAGCUCCGAAUGCUUGAGAGUUAAAAUAGCUUAGCUCACAAGCUAACGCCGAGGACUGGAUAGUGAAGCUACCGUCAGCUAAUGACCAACUACCGUGGGGUCGAUUCAAACAGGAUUCAUGUGUUUUAAAAUGGAAUUCUUGCUGUUUUCUGCUAAAAUGGGUUGUUGUCGGCAAAGGUUGAACUCCAACGAGCACCUCUGAAUUAAAAAGUUUCAAGAAAUGAAACCGAUUUUUAAGAGUUAGACCCUAGCGCUAACUGGCUAACUAACUUAUUAGCCCGGUGUUUCGGUGUGAAGAGUGACCGUGAUAACUGGCGACUACUGUCUCAUGCGUCUUUGACCGGCGUCGUUACUGGAGACUCAAAUAACUCUAUUUAUUUUGUUUUAAGUAUGAAUUGAACCAGAUGGGUGAAUUUGUUUUAUUAAUAUGUAAAAUAGACAAAGUGACACUCGCGAGGACUCUAGAUGUGCUGUAACUGAACUGAUCACGGCUGGAAGUCACCAGAUAGAAAGGGUCGCCUUUUUAACCAUAACACCGGUGGUAGCUGAGCUGUAUUUUUAGCCGUUUUGCGAACUCGAAAUGGAAUUUACUGUUUGUUAGAAAAUAACUAAAGUAGAUGUGUGUACUCUUUUUGUUUUACUGUCUACCAGUAAAGUGUUUGUGAGCUGUAUUUGCGCCGCACGGCUCCCUGUAUCUCUCUCAUGCUAACACCCCGAGCUAGCAUUCACGCAAAUGCUACUAGCCUAAUGCUAACAUUUGGGUUGACACGGGGAAAAAGCUACUUUUCUUGUAACAGUUAUGACCGCUCAAACUUGACGUUAAAGUGAUCUUAAAGUGACAUUUAUUUAGUUCUGCUGUUUACUUUGGACGGUGUUUUAAACGGGGUUAACAGUUUGAGUCUGUUGCAUUGGGAAACUAAUAGCCACACCCUUCCUUUCGAAACCAGCAAAGCUACAAGUUGUCACGAGAAAAAGUUAAUUUUUGAUCAAUAUAACGAAGAAUAGCAAAGUACGAGACGUUUAACUCUUAAAGAUAUGGUUUAGUUUGAUAGAUUUGUUAACAGUUUACUAAAAGGGUGUCAUCCAGAAGUGUGUUUGUGUUGUUCUGCUAAGUUUGAACCGACUUGCCCCCUCCUGGCUCUGACACACAUAGGACAGACAACAUGCUGUAUACUGCCUGUUUGGUUGUGUUUAAGUUUAACGUCAUUACCUCACUUAACUGCAAUUUUUAUAUCACCACUGGCUUUGUUAGGUUUAAACAAAUGUGCCUGUUUAUAUCAGCAACAGGUGUUUGAAGACAUAAGUUGACAGUUUUGUUUGUUAUGUAACAUGACGUGACAGCUCACCUCCUGACUCCAUAAAGUAAACCCACACGGAGCUGCUCAAAUUGACUAUAAGAAGUCAUAGACCGUGUGAGUCACUCUCUGAAGAGCCAACAGCUUAUGUUGAAAUGAUUCCCACUGGUUCCUUUUUCUUUCAGCUGUCACUUGUGUGUAUAACUUUUGACCUUUUGAAAAGCCGACUUGAGUGUUUGGUUUGAUUCGGGACUACUUUCUUGAAACAGUUUGGUGCAGUCCGGCUUUCUGGCUCUCUCCAGACUUCGAGCACCAGCCCGCUGACAUCAGAGUACCUGAGGAUCUGCCGGCCCCCCUUCACCCUCUCCCCAGAUGUAGAGGGAGUUGACUUUUGCAACAGCCGUGUACACAGUAGGUCAAUCUAUCUUCUUAUCGUCUCUUUGUAAUACAUUUGCGGUGAAGUGAUCAUAAUGUUGAGACUUGAGAGUGCAUACUGCGUAGUUCUCAUAAGGGAAGUCUUUGGUUUCUUAUCUGUUAAGUUUACAUCUUAAACUCAGAGCAUUUGCCUAAUGCAGCAGGUUUAUGUUGGCAGAACCUUUAGGUGCACCCUUUCACCCUGGUAAUAAUUUCAUUGUCGUGGUCAUGCGUGCCCCCUCUGAUCACCAUUUUCUGUUUGUGUGGUGUACUUGAGUAGAGGAGGGUCAUCACAAUGGCUCUUUGUGGAGGGCCUCGUGUGUGUCUGCCUCACACUGUGGGUUUCUGUUGGUGCUUCAUACGUUGUAGUUGGAAUUGCAAAUGCCGGCCGAGCGUGACAGAGUGGUUUUUGUAUUGUUUGUCGCAACAUUUGACAAAUAUCCCACAGUAGGAUCACUCGAUUCAAAGAGGUUCUUAAAUGAGAUUUCGCUGUGCAUCACCCCCUCUUUGACAUUUAAACAUCAAAUGAGUUCACAUUUGCAUUUCAGAACAGCGUUUAAAACACAGAUCCUUGAAAGCACUCCACACUUGAUGUGCCUCUCUCUCUCUGCAUGUUGCUGAACAGAGAUUUGCUUUAUGAUUGCUAUUUGCUGUAUGUCAUGUGCCAUCUUCUUACUCUGUUUAAAGUUCACAUUAUAUUCAACAUGAGUGGAGUCGCAGUAGAUAGAUAGAUAUACUUUAUUGAUCCCAAACUGGGAAAUUCUCAUGUUACAGCAGCAAAAAAUACAAAAUAAAAUUAAAUAUAAGAAGUAAGUACAAUGCAGACUAAAAAUACUAAAUAUAUACAAUUAAUAUAGACUAAAUAUACUAAAAAUACUAAUAAGCAGUAUCACGUAUGAUGUUGAGUUUUUGGGAUGUACUGCUCAAACUGAUUCGAUAGAUUUGAAAUAAUAAAUGUGAGCGAACGCUUUUUGUUGUAUAUUCAAUCUGAACAAAAGCAUCCGAUUUUGCAUGAACUACUGCCACUGUAACAUCCAAUAGCAAAGUAAAGCUUAUUCUCAGAGCACAAAAAACAACAACAACAAAAAAAAUCAGUGAGUUGAUGAAAAAAGAGAAAAAUUCUGGAAAGUGUUGGUCCGUAUUCAUCCAGCAAACUUAGCGGGCUGUCUUAGGUGUCUUCUGAAAGUGUCAUCAGAGUUGAAUAAAACCUGCAAAAAGAUACCAGACAUGAUAAAGAGUUGACUCUAAAAAUAAACCACCUUCAUUAUUUCUCAAUGGCUUAAUGGUUCAUUCAUAAAAAAUAAUCCCAAAGCUUAACCAAACUAUUCAAGUGUUCGUCAAAGUAUGAUUAAUGUUUUAUUCUUUCUUCAAAUUAUCUUCUCAUCAUCCCGAACAUGUUCAUGCCUGUGAAUCGUCCCUGGCUGCUAUUUUUUUUCUAGGCCACCUCCGCCGUCUAAUCUGUGUCAGGCUGAUGGAGCCGAUGAUAGGUCAUUCUCUGUGGCCUUUCUUCUCUGAAUCAUAAUGAGAUGAAGUUAUUUAGGGCACUCAAAUGAUUACCUCUGACUGCUCCUUUAUUUUCAGGGUCUAUUGUGAGUUUACAGCUCAAAAUGCAUCUUAUGGGUCCAAUUAUGCAAAUACAUUUGACCAUAAAAUCACUUAAUUAUUCUUUGAUCCAAGUCGAACUGAACUCUGCUCUGAGUGUGUGCAGUGAAGGAGUCGGCCGAUGUUUUCUUUUCGCUGCACUUUUUUGUGUAUUUUUUGAAGGCGACGCCCCUAUUGUCAUGACAGCUGGAGUCCCUUGGUAGUGGGUGGGGAAGGGAGCUCAUUUUUUUGGCAGAGGAACCACGUUAUAAUGUUGUGAUGUCAUGAGUGAUUUUUCAUUAUUGUGGUUACUGUACCGACAGGGUGUUCACACUGACAUCAGCUGAGCCAACAUUACUUCAGUUACUGUUCGCUGAAUGACCAAGUCAGAGAACACGCUACUCUAUGAGGAGUCACACCAUCUUUAAAGUUCUGCUCAGCACUAGAAGUUAAAGCUUAUUUUACGCUUAAGUGGGGCUGUAUGUUUUCUUUUUUUUCCCUAUAGCUGAUAAAGACACAAAGAUCCUCUGUCUCACUUCCUCUGUCCUUUCACAGACCUCUGUGCUGUCCAGUGAAGUUGCCCACCAUGCGUGAGUACAAGCUAGUGGUGCUGGGAUCAGGAGGCGUGGGAAAAUCCGCACUGGUGAGUGACGGCUGCUGCCAAGGCUGGCACUGAGCGGCAGUCGCAACUAUUUCUACAUGUUUGUUCAGGUUUGAUUCUGAUAUGGGUUGCUAUAGGUGAGGUUUGGAUUUUUGUAAUGAUUGAUUGUACUUGAGUGUACUUUUUAUCUAAACCCCUGUUUUAAUGAAUAGUUGAUAGCAAUACAGGACUAUUGUUCUGCAGAUUAAACACUUGUAGGUAUUUCAAGAGGCAACAAUAGAUAAAGGAGAGUGGGAGGAAUAAAGAAGAGUGACUCAUGGGCUGUCCGGCUUCAAGAACACAAAUGUUCCUUGUUGAUAAAUCAAAAACGCUUCCAGCCAGAGAUGUUUAUCAUGAAUGUUUGAAUCUGUGCAUUUAUCAUAUGUGUCCGUGUUUCCCUGUGCUUCAUUUCUCUAUUUCAGACAGUCCAAUUUGUGCAAGGCAUUUUUGUGGAGAAGUAUGACCCCACAAUAGAAGACUCCUACAGAAAGGUGAGCUCACAAAGAGACUCGACACUUCCUGUGUCCCUCCUGCACCUUGACUAAUCAGUCCAAUGAUUUACUGCCUGUCUUUGAAAACACUAACUUGUUUGUUUCUCCAUCAGCAAGUGGAGGUGGAUGGGCAGCAGUGUAUGCUUGAAAUCCUGGACACAGCUGGAACAGUAAGUCGAGUCAGAGAUGGUUUUCAGACAAAGAGGUCUUAUAUGACAAAUGCAAACAGGCUGCUGAUGGUUCGCACCUGUGUUCUCGUUUCUAUAGGAACAGUUCACAGCUAUGAGGGACCUGUACAUGAAGAACGGACAAGGCUUUGCUCUGGUGUACUCCAUCACAGCACAGUCGACAUUUAACGACCUACAGGACCUCCGGGAACAGAUCCUGCGAGUAAAGGACACAGAGGACGUGAGUGUCAUACGUUGUCAUUUACAUUUUACAGUCGAAGAGGGGGAUAUUUUCAGAGCUGCACUUUCUCAGUCGUCAAAGGAAGAUACUGGCAAUAGCAAAUGAAUGUUUGAGAUGUGUUCAUCAAACACGAGUCUUUGAACUACCCAGUGUUCAGCUGUUCAAUAUUUUGAAAGCCUUGGCUGUACUCUGUCAGAUUCUGGACAUAUAAUAUUUAAGGUUAUGAGAGUGUUUUUAGCAUGAGUCAAACCGCUGUUCUGCAUUCAGGUACCAAGCUAACCUUAGAAGCUGAAGCAGCUGACCACAGGUUGUUACCUUACAGCGACCUGUCGAGGCUGACUGUGGACAUUAUCUUUCUCUCUGUUCGACUGUGUUUAAGAGCUGCUCUUAGCUUUAAAGACUUGGUCAUCUUUGUGUCCUGUGUCCCUUCUUUGCCGAAGAAUGACCCGACUAUCAUCAACCAUGAUACUUAAAGAUGAUUCUCUCUCCUGUCUGUCUUCAGAUAUUUUAUUUCCUGCCAGUAGAAGAGUGUGAGAAAUGUCAACAAAUACCUAACAAUUCACACUCUCGCAUGAAAAAUUUAUUCUGACAUGUGAAGUGAUUGAUUGUCUCCACCUGUCAAGAACACUUUGUUCUUAAAUUGAAAUGAGGAAGAAGGAUAAACAGGCAAGAAUAAGGACGUGAGGUGAUGUUGACAAGCGCCGUAUUGUGAUAGCUUGGUGACUGUGUCAGAGUAUCUCUAAAACUGUAGCUGGGGUUUCUGGUCCACAGACAUCGGUACCUAUCAGAAGUGGUGUAAGGUCGGACAACCUGUGAACAGGCGACAGGGUCAAAGCUGGUCUGUGUGAAGAACUAGUGGAGCUCAAACUACGGAAAGUUUAUGAUGGGAAAGUGGAUCGUGCAUAACAGAUUUGCAGUUUGGUCCAGGCACCGGUGUUGACUCUUGACCUCUAUUCAGAAACACUUACAAUAGGGACAUGGGCAAUAAUAGAGGGAGGGGACCUGGAGAGACGCCACAGUCUUGACAUGGCCUCUAAAAUGUCCAGAUCGCGGUUUGAUUCAGUAUCAAUUGAGUGGGUUGUGGUGGAACAACCAAGUCCAGUCUGUGGAGAUCUAACUGAACAUCUUUCAGGAUUUAUAAAAAUGACCACAGGAUGAAAACUGUUUCUUCUAAGGUUUGGCUGUUUUGGCCCUGAUCUGGUGAGAGUGGGGCAGGUACGAGUCUGGAAAUAUUAAAUAAGGACAAAAUUAUAGAAGAGAAAAAAAUAGAUAAGAUUGUAAUUUAGUGCAUUUGGAGCGGAUUGAUUUAAGCAUUUAUGGUUGUAAAAACUCCUGAUUUAGUUCCUCUGACAAAGUUUUUUAUUUACCAUUAGCCUGUGUAACCCGAGUCAUCUCUUCAGCUCGAGAGUUCCUCUCCAGUGAUAACCUUUUGGAGUGAGACUGUAUAAUCUUUCAGUGUCUCCUCGAGGGCUCGUCACUCCCUCAUUAGAGUCCGCUCUGUGGGAGAGAGGGCAGAGCGAGGAGGGGGGCAGGAACUUUGUGACGGGGUGGAAAUGUCAGAGCUGCUGUUAGAUGCUAUCUGCCUCUUUCAGUCUUAGUCUCUUCAUCUCUUAAUUUAGAGGGAGGAUGUUCAGCACGCUGCAUGUCUGCUUUAUUUAUUCAUCGCGUGUGUCUUGAUUGAUCUUUGUGUCUUAUUUGAGGCUUCACUUUAAAAUAUAAGAUCAAAAAACAAUAUGUUGUAUCUGCAGAAGACUCAUUUAAACUCCUGUGUAAGAAUUAAAGUGCUGCUCUGAGUAAGAUGUGGCUUUUACGCUCUCAUCCGUGACAUUUCUGUUAAUCAAUCAGGUUCCCAUGAUCCUGGUGGGAAACAAAUGUGACCUGGAGGACGAGCGUGUGGUUGGCAAGGAGCAGGGUCAGAACCUGGCUCGUCAGUGGUGCAACUGUGCCUUUUUAGAGACUUCAGCUAAAUCAAAGAUCAAUGUUAAUGAGGUAAGUAAUGCAACACAAGAAAACUUCAUGUAACACGCACACCUGAGUGGAAGAAGGCAGGUGUUAAGUCGGGUGAAACUAUUGACCUAGAAAAUAAACAGCACGCAAACUGCAGGGUUUUGAUAUUCCAGAAAAUUUACACUGUGACCAAAAUUGACCUGAGAGUUGAGGCUGUUUUUAUCUAUCCUCUGAAGUUGUGCAAAACCUCAUUAUUUAAAAUCUGUUCUUUAAAGGGGGUUUGAAAAGAAACAGGUGAAAUGUUUUCCAUCGCAAUAUUUUCAUUCAUAAGAAGAGUUUCCUGGUCAAAGCUUCCUCAUUCCAAUGUGCAGAAAUAAUCAGAUUUUAUCAAAGAAAUGAGUCAUACCGCUGAAAUAUUUGAAAGAACGUAGAAAAGAAAUAGUCUGAUGUCAGCCACAUCCUUGAAAGUACUUCUACUAAAAUGACAUUGAAUCAUGUUUUCAUGGAAAAUGGUUCUCAUUCAGGUGAUAAUUGAAAUUUUACUUUUUUACUUUCAUGAGUGUGACAUAGUGAGGUUCAUGAGUGACAUUUUUUCCUGAUCGAUUGAUUGACACCUUUGUAUUUCAUGUUUGGAGGAAAUUGCAUAAAUGGCAGAGGUGACUGUUCACCACAAGAUCUUCUCUAUCUGUUCUUUGCCAAGACGAAAACGUUGACACAUCUGAACUUCCUCUGCUCUAGAUUUUCUAUGAUCUGGUGCGACAGAUCAACAGAAAAACGCCGAUGGAAAAGAAGAAGACAAAAAAGAAGUCAAGUUGCACACUGCUCUAAAAUGCCCUCCCACAGUAGCUCCGGGCCAGGUGAGUGGGUGUCGAAACCAAAUUUAUUCCAGACAUGUGAAGAGCUUCUGCCGCUUCCUGAGCGCUGGAUUGUCACUGAAGGUUUAGAGCUUUAUUGCAGUGAUUAUUCAAGCAAAUUCAUAAAUUUUAAUAGCAUGCACACAUGUUUUGUGUUGCACUUAAAGGGAUGGGCUCAGCAAAUGGAUGUUGAAAGCAACACGGAUAUCCUUGAAGCAUGAUGACUCAUUAAAGCACUUCUGUACGUUUGCGAGUAAAUCUUUGGGGAAGGAAACUGAAUUAAUGAAGCUCUCUCCAGUUUCUCUUUGCCUUGUGGUGCCAUCUCUUAUACAAUCGUGUUUUCAUGUUUCCUUCUUUUUAAUCACAAGAAACACAUUAAAAAGGAACAUCCAUUUUAAGGCUUUAUCUUUUUAAUUGAUUUAUAUUGUGUCUAAUGGGUUUUAUGUAAAUUUUCUAAUUUGGAAGAUUUCCACAAAUGUUGCAGCUCCACCUGCUGUUUGAGGUUUGCAACUGUGUUGGUGCUUCACUGUAAAAAACCUGAUAACAUCUCUUGAUCCCUGAGGGAACUAGAUUUUGUUUUUCCCAUUCUAAAAAGAAAUAUCCUGUUUAUCAGCAUAAAUAGAGCAACAACAAAAAAACAGAAACUAGAAACAAAUACAUGUUGGAAAAACAAAAAAGGAAAUAACAAUUAUGCAACUCUGCUAAGCAAGCUUCUCUAAACUUCUCAAGCGCUGUGAGUUUUUGAAAGGCUACAUUUGAACUGCCUUUUUUAUAUUUCACAUCCAUUAUUUAGCAGUAUCCAGUAAAAACACUUUUGACUCAGCUGCUGUAAUUCACGGUGGCACACCUGGCACUGAAACUAGCUGGAGUUUCUUUUUCGAAAACAGGAUCGAAAAAGGAGAUUUUUAAAUUCAGGCUUCAGUCUCGGUCUUUUUCGCUUCUGCUUUAGUUACUUUUGAAGCUGCUGAUACUUCCUGCCCUUUACAUCUCGCUGUUUUGAAAGGUGGCUGUAGUCAGACUCUCACAGAAACCAAAGAAACACAAACUCCUUUCAGCUACCAAGUUCUAAGUGGUACCUCCAGGCAAGACCAACGUGGCCAGUUGCUCCCACAUCACUUACAUAAGCUUAAGCUCUGUGUUAAACAGAGGCUCAUGAUUCUCAUCAAACAGCUCAUAGUGGACACAUUUAUAUGCUUCUGUACCAGAGAUAGUCGCAGCUAUCAGCAUUAUUUUUGUUUGUCUGCGUUGAAGUCUGUCUUACUCUUACAACUUUGUGGUCAAUAAUGGCUGAAACCUUAAGACUUGAAGCAUUAACUCUGCGAGGCUUGAGGAUUUUAUCCACGUAGUUCAUUUGUGUUAUUUAAUCUACAAAAUCAGACAUCACCCAGUGAAAAAUUUCUUUUUCUUUUCACCCGCCUGUAUCUUUAAAAUGUAUAACACUCAGAUAUAUCUCAUAUCCAACAUCAUAUAGUGAGAGAAAUACAUGUGUAAGCAAACUGUGACCUCACUGUGUGGCAGAGGAAUACAACCAUGAGGCAGUAAUUCUCCUUUAAUAUGUACUGACACUGUUUUUGUCCUGCUUGCAGAAAUGUGUAAUGAUUAACAGUUUCCCAGUGGAUCGUGCCAGCAUUCCAAGUCCUCUCCAGAGUGUUUUGAAAAAGGCUGACAGAGAUUCUCCACCACUCUCAAAAUAGCAGGAGACGGCACAUACUCUCAAGAUCCUUGUCUCUGCUUUUUAAUGGCAAAGAUAUCCAACCUUUUUUUCGUACUGUCAGCCUGGUGACAACUAUGUUUUUGUUUUUUGUUUGGUUUCUUCUUUUCUCUUCUCCAUGGCGUCUUUCUUUUGGAAAUAUCGGUGUAAAAAGAAGAGACCAUGGGUUUAUUCAAUCCAUUUACGGGAACUAAAAUGUUUUAUUCAAAGUAACAUCAGUCUUUGGCAUAUUUGUGACAAUACGUUUGCAAAAGAAACCAUGUGAAAUGUUGGCCUUCUCAUACAUUUCUGCACUAACCGUGUCAACAAAGAUGCAUCAUUGUCCAUAAGUUACUCGCUCCUACUUACCAGGAUGUGUAUUGAUGAGAUAACAUCUUUCCUAAGUGACUUUGUUUUUUAUUGAAAGCUGCAAGCCUUCCAUAUUUCCCAUAAUAUAUUCUACUUCCAUUUUUGCAUAAUAAAGCUAAGGAAAUUAGUAUUUUAUAGACUGAUGGGGAAAAUGGUUCUGAUUUGUGUCUUGAGGCUGAAAAUAUAUUGUACUAAACCAACUCUAAUAUUGCUGUCACAGAUGAUUUUCCAGCUUUUAUGAAUGAUUAAAUUUUAGUACAUUUUCAUUAUUUUUUGGUCCUGUUUCUUCCCUUUUGUAUUUUUGAAAUGUUGUCUAACACCCUUUUACUGUCCUUCAUGUGUUUCCUCCUCAGCAUACAGUGGCUGAACUUGGUAAUAUAUCACUCAAAACUCUAAGUAGCGGGAGGAUCAAUACAUCCAGGAGAGCAUCGACAGGCUUAAAGUGUAACUGUAGUGUUUCCUGUGGACAGAAAUGAAAAGCCAAACCUCCGGUCACUAGAGCUUGAGCCGAGGAGAUUCAGAGCCGAGAGAGGAAGGGGAAGAGAAAGAGGAACCUGAAGGCAGAAUAGAAACUGUGAUCACAAGAUGUAGGCAGGAGAGACUCAGCUAUCCCGGCUCUGUGAAGAUGGUGCGACAUGAAGGCCUCUUUAAAGUGUCGCAACACAUAGCUUGUAUGUACGGUGGCCGAGAAUAGCCACUGCUGCAAAUGUAAAAGAAGCAGCAAUGAAAUUUACCGAUGCAAAAAAAAAUAAAGAAAACGAAGCCCACUGCAAAUUAGAAAGAAGAAACGGUGCAGAUUUAAAAAAAA